GAAUAGAAUAAUCCACUGAACAACAUGGCAUGCUGUCCAAAUGUCUUCUUAUUGUUUGUUUAAGUACUUGCAAUUAGAGGGUAUUUGGUAUUUUGUUAACACCAAGGAAAGUUGGUAAUAACGCUUGUGUGCUUCAUAUUGAAUGGUUUUGGAUAUUUUUAUACCUCAAGUUUUUACAGUAAUUUUUUGACCGUUUGAAAUUCUCGAAUUAUUCACUAAAAGCAACGAAUUGUAAUCUUGUAAUAUUGAAAUGGGCGUGCCUGACAUCUAUCAAAUGUAAAUUACAAUCCUUUUCUAUAAGAAUCAGUAGCUCUUGCAUUUUUAAAAAAAUUGACUGUCGAGUGGUGCUACUAUCCGGUUUCUGGAAUUAGUAGAUGUCAUCAUGCCUUAUUUGAAUGGUGAACCUUUCGUUAAACGGCAGCCACCAAGUGAUCUCUCAAUAGACGAAGAGUUAUUUUUCCUGCCCACUACGUUGGAAGUUUUUCGUGACUACGAUGACUAUUUCGAACGUACAAUUCUUGUAAAUAGUCUAACAUGGACUUGUUCAGUGUGUAAUAGAGGACCUUCCACUUACAAAGAAGCACUGGCAUGUGAGCGUGGAGACUAUCGGCAAUUGAACGCCUUUGAUAAUGCUCUGGCUUCUGCAUUGCUGUAUAUUAUUGGAGGUGCACGGAAACGAAGGCUCCCAGAACUUGUUGAACUAAUAUGUGGAUUUGCAAGUAGUCGAUUUUUCGUUGGUGAAGAGAUUGAAUUUCAGACUGCAGAUUCGAAUGUUCGGUCUCUUGGUAUUAUUGAUCGUGUGGUCGUGUCACAGAGAAAAAGCCAGUUUGAGCAUAGUGGAUUAUCGAUGGAUCCAAAUGUUCAGAAGCCUGCCUUUCCUGAUGCAUUGAAACUUCAUUACUGUGUAAGGGAGCAUAAAAAGUCUGAUAAUGUAAACCGUAUCGCCUCAAGUGUUUUGGUACCUGGAUCUAUUAUUAAUCGUCGCAGUCGUAACGUACUGGCUAGGGAUCACAUUAAGUUCUUCAUUCGCCACACGUGCGAAUUAAGAAACGGUGUUUUCACACCCAAAGUUUCGAUUUUGCAACGUUAUAAGUUACAUCCGUAUGGACCUGUGACAUGGGCUAAACUAUUUCUGCCACCAGAACCUUGUUGGUCUGAACUGACGCCUGCUCCUCCAUCCUCAAUGAUUCGGACUGUGAGCAAUCUAACGAAGGAAUCCAGUCGCCCUAUAUGCCAAGGUUUUAAAGUUAUCGAUACUUAUACGGAUGAAUGGACCAGUCGAGGUCAAACGAAACCUUCUCCAAACGUUCCAUGUUCCAUUGCCAUUAAUCAUAACAUGGCUUCAUCAGGAGGAACAACCCGUGUACAGUAUUUUGAACCCCUCGGUUUUCAGUCGCAAAAAGUUCUUUAUCAACAGACACAUACACUAAUGGGUGGUACACAUGCAAUGAAUGGUCCCUAUAAUCAGUCAUUACCGCAACCAGUUUUUGAUAUUUCACGUUCUUUAAAAGUUGAAAAAACUGAAUUAGAAAAGGAGUGGAGUAUGGUGCGUCGUCGUGAUGAUUUGGAAUUAUCGGAUUUAGUGCCAUUACCAGAAUUCGCUAAGUUUCCUUCUUCACUUCCUCCGGAUGAUAUUGGCUCAGCUCUACAGUUACUAGAGUUUCUUCAUGUAUUUGGUCCACACAUUGGACUUGUUAUCCCACAAAUAGGUAAAUGUACAGAAGUGAUCGGUACGAAUUUAUCCCGUUCUACUCCUUCACUUACAUUAUCUACUUUGGAAAGUAGCCUUUUGGAAUCGGAUCCUUGUGGUCCUUUAGCCGAUUUCUUUAUAAGUAUGCUGUCUACUAUACGUAGGUUGGAACUGGACGCCAAUUCUCGUCAACCAACUCCAAAUGCUUCGGCCGCAACAAUUGCUGCAGCGUCGGCUGUUGCUGCCGCUGAAGCUGGUUUUUCUGUGAAUACACAAGUCUCCCAUGUUUCUGGAAUUGGAAUUGAUAAUAAUUCACUUUAUGAUGAGGAUGCAGUCGGUCCUGAAGACAGUGCUGUCUUCCGUGUGCUACGGGAUGCUGGAGCUUCAACUCGUUUAUGUGAACUUAUUGGUAUACCAACCCAAGCAGCCACCAUUGCUGCCGGUAAAGCUGCUGUGGCCGCUUCUGUUGCGUUGAACACAACAAGUGGAACUGUUGUAAAAGAGGAUUCAUCAGGGAUUUCAUCUUCAGUAUUUCCAAAUGCAAUUAACCGAAGUUCUGUUACACGUGCUGCAACAACGGCAGUCAUUGCUGGGGCUACAUCUUUACCACCAUUGGAUCGUGCUGGUCUUUCUGAAGCACUUUGGUUACACAUAACUAGUGCAGCUGCAAAAGGUGGGGGCUGGCGUGGUCAGAUUUGGGGAGGUACUCGACUUCUGGAUGACCCUUCCGUUAUGCUGGCCAGAAACAAUUCAGCUUUAGUUGAAAAGCUUAAAAAAGUGUCGGUUUAUGAACUAACUCCACAUGAAAAGUUGAUCUUGCUUACUACUUUGAUGGAUGAGCUCUUGCUUCAACCUCAGAUUCGAGAACGUAUGGAAGAUAAUUACGAACGUGUGCGUUUGUUACGCAAUCAGUUGCGCACUAUACAAGCUGAUAGAACUGUAUUGAUUAACUGUGGUACUGGAAUUGAGGAAGAACAAGAUGUUUUGGCACAUAUGAAGAAAAUGAACUCCACAAAUGAUGGCCGUGUUCAUUUCGCUCCUGUUGGUCUUAAAGGACGCUUGGGCAGAGGAAGAGGUCGUCCAGUGGGUUCUAGUCGUACACUAAGCCGCAAAAAUACGCAACUAGAUUCGACAAUCGCUCCGUUGGAGAAAUUUUUGUCAGAUGAGGAUUAUACGUUAAUCAAUCGGAAGGAACAUCGACCCAAUUCAGAUACUGGAACAACAACUUCUUGUAUCUCUUCCUCAUCUACAGCUAAUAUAUAUGAAAAAUUGACAGAUUCAUUAUUAGAGGAACAAAAGUUACUAGACUCUAUUACUCAGGUUUCGCGUGGUUGCUCAAUGAUACCUCUUGGUCAAGACAGAUUUUAUCGACAAUAUUGGCUAGUAAUGUCUGUACCAUGCAUACUGAUUGAGGAUUGCCCAUGUGUUGAUAAAAAUCCUUAUUAUACUCAUGUUACAAUUCGAAAUCGUCAAGUUGUAUAUACGUAUCCUGAACUUGCUAAACAAAUGGGUCUUAGUAGCUCUGAGGAGGCUGGUAGACAUUUACGGGAAAUAAUCAAUUCUAUUAAGGAUAAUGAAUUAUUAGAUAGAGAAGAAAUAACAUUUCGUGUUGCCGCUUAUCUACCGCAUCAGUCUUUAUCAUCAUCAUCAUCAUCAUCGUCAUCAUCAUCAUUAUCAGGAGGUUUAUCAGUCGAACAACUGCGAACUCUUGUUAAACCGGAACGUGUCAGUGUCCAUGACUCGUCCUUACAUAAUGCCUGUCCUGCAGUUAAACAAUUAGCUAAGCUACGAUGUUAUCCAGGGAAGUCAUCUCUGUCCACAACUGUCUGGUCGAUUCUCAUACCCGAUAAGUACAGGGAAUUGUACCAAAAAAAGAUGCUUGAUUCAAAUAAUCAUACUAUCGUUUCUGAUUCAAACACAGAAGUUGUUACAUCUUCUUCCAUACGUGAUUGUUCUGAUACCCCUGUAAAAUUUGAAGAGUGUUAUAAUAACGUCAAUAACAAUUCUAGUGAUGAUAAUGAAUCGAAAUAUAAGACAGAUGUUUCUGACGAUAACAAAAAUUGGUCUUUGACAAAUGAUGAACUUGAUUUAAUGAUUGAACAAGCCAAAUGGACUAUUGAUUGUCUGGAAGCUUCAUUAAACCCUCGCGGUAUCCGUGAGUCUCGUCUUCGUAAAACGAUUGGUCAGUUGCGGCCUUUACUUAUUAAAGUACUUACCAUGUGUCCACCGGAAAUAAUUUGUGCAACGAACGAUAACUGUUCAACAGUAGUUGACAAGACAGCAAUUAGUACUCAAAUUGCAUCUGGAUCACUCGAACAUGUUGCUACCACUCCGGGGAAAUAUAAUUAUUCAGGUGGUAAAUCAACUCAUGCAGUCAUGUGUUCGUGGUUGGAAAUCGCUCUUGUUGGUAUAGGAUAUCGUCUUGGUCGUUUGGAUUUGAUUAGGCGUCUUUUGUUCAAUAAAAGCGGUAGUCUCACGGAAAAUUCAUCAAACACUGAAACCGAACUAUGUAAACAAGAUCUUAAAGAAUCUCUUCAAAACAAGGGUUCCAGUGAAGUGGAAAAUGAUGAGACUGUCUCUGUGUCAGUUGAAAAUUGUACUGACAGUUCUAUGAAACUUUCUGAGGCUCUAAAAACUCCACUAAAUUGUAGUCCUGUUAAUCCGGAUGUAAAGCGUCUUUCACAAAUAAUUUUAUCACUGGGCCAUGAUGUUAGUCCAAAAGGAGUUGCUGGACCACUGGCGAACGAUGAAAGGACUUUGCGUAGUGAACCUAUUAAUAUGUCAAUCAACAAACAAUCAACUGAUUUAGAAAAUAUAUUUUCAGAAAAUACUGUACCAUCUGAAGUACAUGAUUCAAAUAUAACAGCUAAUUCUAAUAUGACCCAAUCAUUUAGAACUACUGGUUGGCAAAGAUGGUGUGUUAAUGUUGAACAGGCUAGUUCUACAGCACAGUUACAUUUAUUAGCACGUGCUCUUGAACGUGGAGCUCAUCGUGCUACCUUAGGUGGUAGAGGUGUGUCGUCUGCAAUUGCUAAUUAUGUCUCGCAACAUCCUUUACCCGCUCUAAAAUGUACUUCAUGUCGGGGUCCUCCAGAUGUUUUGACUGUAUCAACUGCAUCCGGCAAUCUGUCUGCAUUUUCUGUUUGCUCUGGUUGUGCUUGCCCCUAUCACCUGGAUUGUCUUCUUUCUUCAAGCACCCGACGAACUAGUACCCGACGAUCUCGAACUAAACAACUUGACAUUUCAGAUUCAAAUAGUCCAAAUAACAUUGAUUCACCGUUUACUGGGUUUCUGAGCAAUUAUUCCUCUUUAUCCAGUGUUACAUCUGCUCGUCUUGAAGUGUUAGGUGGUAGUCUUAUAUUGUGUGGAUUUUGUCUUCGUUCAGCCGAGGCGUUAUUGUCAGGAGCAGAUAAUCCUACAGGGCUUUUACAGUCGAACAAUGAAGCAUUUGAAUUAUCUACUACAUUAGUAUAUACAAACGAAGAUUAUCUGGGUACUAAUGAAAAUACUUCACUCCAAAAGAAGACAAAUCGAGUUGGGAGAAAACGUCGUUCUGUUGUUUUUGACGAGUCUGAUGAUCCUACUUCAUACGAUGGGAAUUCAGAUGAGAAAACUGAUCAUCCUCUUGAGAAUAUGGAGGAGCUAGAUCCUGAUAAAUCGACCGGAAAUCAGCAUACGGAAACAGGACACACAAAUAAUGUACAUGUAACUAGACGUCGUGGAAGACCUGCUCGUCUUCAUCGUGUAUAUAGUAGUCGUGGUCGUGGUCGUCGUUCAACGAAAUUUCUGUCAGAGAAAGUUAGUCAUUGUGAUAAAACUGUUGAACCGAGCUUAGAAGUUACUUAUGCAUCACCCGCAUCAGUAGAUAUGUCAUCGAUCAGUAAAUUGUGUGUUACUGUGGAUGUUCAUUAUGAUGAUGAAGUCGAACAGUUGCUUAGUCCUUUAGAUCAUCAAAGUAAAAAAUUCAAAGGAGACUCCGGGUCUGUAAAUUCAGCUUUAACAACAAACAAAUCAUGUCCAACUGUCGAACCUGAGGGAAAUUGUCGCUGUAAGUUCUGUUUUCAGCUAUUGUUUUGUUGAUAAUCUUUAUUAUUAGUACUAAAAUAGUUAGUUGUUUUUAGUACUUAUACUCAUACUAAGUACUGAUUGACUGUCACGAUAUAAUUCUGGAAGCUUUCGAUAUACCUUAUUUGUAAUGGAUGUAAGAAUGAAAUAACUAAAAACAUUCACUCAAUUCAUUUCAUAUAACUUUUGUUAUUAUCUUUGUAGUAGUAACAUUGUUCAUUUCCAUUUGAUCUGUUUCUAUGCACUGAAUUUCCACUUAUUUGUUUGUCCGGUGUUUAAUAAGAUUUAACUAGGGUAGGAAAUUGAGUUUCGAAAAAGCCUUUGGGUUUCCAAACCAAGAUACUACAUUUGUUCAUUCAUUCAUUCUGUAGCGAGGUUUGUAAUUCGUUGUUAUGCUUUACAAUACAGCUAGAAUCAACGUUUGUAGACGAGAUGAGGAAUAGCUCCAAGUUGGACGAAUUCACAUAACUGUAUUCAUUUUUUAAUUUUUCCUACAAGUUGUUAACUACGUAUCAUGUUACAUCGUUCUUCCGUUUCACUCGUUGGUAUUGGAAGUACCUGAAAAUCACACUUUACAUUCUUAUCACUCGUAACCAUUCCGUAUACGAUAAUUUCACUAAGUCAUUUGGUUAAUUUUUAUUAUUUUAUUUAUUAGAAUUUAUCUCGUAACUUGUAAUCACAGAAUUGCUUCUAUUUUCCUUUUUGUUUAGUAAAACGUGCAUCUAUUAUUUUAGAUAAUUGUGUUUCACAAAUUACGAGUACCAAUGAUAGAGGACGUCGUUCUAGUCGUGGUCGUCCUCGAAAAUCUGAAGUUACUCUACCCAACCCCUCACUCGAAAGUCCUGAUUCAGUCAAUCCUUUAUCGUGUAGUCGAGAACAGUUUGAUCAAGCUACUGCUGAAUGCUUCCUAUCAGAACUAUGUACGAUCAGUUCAGCACGUCCACUUCUCCGAUGUGGUCUUGGUCGAACUGUAGCUUUGAAUGAAUUAAAUCAAGCUAACGGUAAUUCAGAAGAUAGUUUCUUCGUUAAUUCCCUAUCUGAACGUUCUCGAGCAAGUCAUCGAACACGCUCAACAACAUCGGGUCAUUCUUCUGAGGACCGUAGAUUAUAUGCUCUAGAUUUGGUCGGGUUACAAGAGAUUUUGGCUCGUGGAGAAUUACCUCAGGGACCAGGACAAGUAAUCUCUCAGCUGCGACUACUCCUAUCUCAUUGGCUGCGUAGCAAUCGUCCUGGUAGUCGUUUGCAUCAAUGUGCUUCAGAUUUACUAGAACAGAUGAAUAAAAAGUUGAAAGCGUUACAACAAUUGAAUAUCCCCUCUGUUAAUGAUAAUAUCAUUAAUAGUAACAAUAGCAACAGUAGUAAUACUGUUACUAAUUCUUUAAAUAACAGUAAUAAUAUUGACAGUGAAAAUCUAAGUCCUGUCAAUCACCACCAAUCACAACCAUUAUUCACUACUAGUCAUUGUGGAAAACGCAAACGGUAAUGAUGAUGAUUUUAUGUUGAUUGAAAUAUGCGGUUUUACAUUUAUUGUGUAUAUUUAUUAUUGCCUUUUUUAUUCUUUACUAUUUAUUUUUGUACAGUAAAAUCACUCUAUAUACAUAAUGAAUAGAAAAUGAGUGUUUUCACUAUCCCUUUCCGUCUUCGCUCUCUUUAAUAAGUCCUGUUUUGAUAAACGUAAGUAUGUUGUUACUACUUUUCUUAUUCUCCUCUCUGAACCACUUUUGAAAAUAAUGUCAAUUGAUGACCUCUUUCUUUUUGUUUCGAUUUGUAUAUGUUGAUCAUUUGUUUUUUUGUGUAUGUACGGUUUCGUUCUUUAUUACUAUAUGCAGACUGUUAUUGAAAUUGUAAUAAAAUAUAGAAAUAAACCAAUUAUCAAUACACGUAAUUCCUUUCUUUACUUUUAAUCUAUCAGUUAAGUCAUUUUUAUGUGAUAUUCUCAUAAUGUUUCAUAAAGGAUAAAGAGAUAUGUGUUUUUGAUUGUUUUGUAAGAGCUAAUGUUUAAUUUCACUUCUUGUUUUAUAGCUUAUUAAAGUGUUUAUCCAGUAAAUAUUGGAAGAUUUUUAAAAGCUUUUUCAAGUAGUUGGGUAAAUUGUAUUAUUGUUUUCUAUCCUUCAAUAAACGUUACCUGUAAGUCUUUAUUUAAGAAUUCUUAUUUACUCUUCAAGUUGGUGAAUUUAUUACUCAAUGAGAUAGUAUAGUGAAUAGUUUUCGUAACUAUUUUCUUUUAGUACAUUUUCUGUUAGUAAGUGUAGAACAAAAGUUCUAAAUUGAAUUAGUUUAAAUUAUUAUCUUUAGAUAUAGUCUGAAACCAAUUUCAAGAAGACUGGCAAAAUAUCUGAAAGAGAGCAAACAAUAAGAUGUGAUAUGAUGUUUUUGUUUGUGGUGACCCUACUUACUUCUGACCGUAUCUCAUCCGAUUUUGAAUCUUUGGUUAUAAUCAAAAAGCAAACAAAUUACUUUAUAAGUACUACUUGCCACCUCUCAUACUGAUAUUAUUUUCAUUGAAGCGAUAAUCUUAUCCUCAUUAUUAACUGUUUAGGAAAAUUGAGUUUUUCAUUUGUUUGUGAAUGGGAUGUAUUUUUAUUCACUACUAAGAAUGUGAAUUCCAUCCAUACUGAUUAUAUAUUAUCAUUUUUCUUCAUUGAUUACCACCUAGAUUUUGUAAGUAUUCUAUAGAAAUCAAUAAUCUUUGGAUUUUUAUCGGGAACUUGAAAAUACGAAAUACGAUCAUCUGUUAAUUAUUUAUAACUUAGUCUUAUCGUUAUACUCCAUUUGUAAGAGUUUGGAAUUAACCAAUCCUAGUGUUAGAUACUGCAGUUGUUCAGUCUAUUGUUGGCACAUCGGCCUCUUUAUAUUAUCAUCUAGUCACAUGCAUCUUCGUUUUUGCACAUGUUCAUCGUACUACCUAAAAAUAGUAAGUAGUCUGAGUUGUGUCCAAAUAUUUUACAUGAGUAUCAUGAUGUGGCAUCCCUUUGUCAAAUCAGUUGAUUUGUUCUAUUCGUUUUAUCCAACCUCAGAUUUCAUUGCAUUGGUUCAUCUUUAUGAUGUUAAUCAUGCUUCAUUUUCCUUUAAAUCUUCUAAACAACGAUCUGUGUAGAGAGGUAAUUGAAAAUCUUCAGAUAUAAUUUAGUAAUUUAUGGAAUGUUAUUCCGUUAGAGUUCGAUGAAUUUAAAACAUGAGUAUAUUAUUACACAAAUUACACUGCACAAAAAUAGUGUUUAUAUGCCAUAAUUGGCUUUCAGUAGUAUCAAUUUAUCGAUAGUUCAUUGUCUUAUUUGACCGAUAUUUGGAGAAUCGGAUUUCCAAUGUUCUGUUAAAUAAUCUAUGUAAAUAUAUAUGAGAAAGCUUUAGUUCUUUGUUGUAUCUAAGGUUUUCACGUAUUUGAAUUCCAAGGCUUAACUCGACAUCCUCAAUAACUAAACUGUUGUUGAUUCAAUUAGAGGAUAACAUAUUCAUUCGGUAAAAGUAAUAUUAAGUGAGAGCUAUUGAUUAUGCGGAGACUUUUCAGUUCUAGGGUUAUUUCGUCUGGCCAAAACCAGAUAAUUUUCGAAAACCAAGGAACUACAUAUUGUAGAUUUGUCCUAGUAUGAGACUGGUUAGCCUAUUAAAUCAGUGUUCAUAAAUAUGAAUAACAACAUAGAUGUCUCAACUGAAAUGAAGAAAGUUAUGUAACCGAUUGGAAUAAUUUCGAAUUCAAUCACUUGUAUGUUUGCUUUGAAUUUAGAUUUCAUUGUGGAUAGCUUCCGUCAGUUAUUGACAUAAGCUUGUAAGCCUGUCAAUAGGAAGAAAACACAUGUUUACAAUUUCACCGUAGAGUAAACCUAAUAUCUGAAAUGAGGAAGCAGUUAGAAAUGUCAGAUUUCGUUAUCUUUAAGCCAUUAUUUCGUAAUCUUAUGAUACUAAACGAAAAAAGAACUUAGAUAAUUGACCGUAAACAUGUACAACUCAUGUGUGAAUAUUUAAUUCUGGAUGAUUAAUUCCGAAUGAUUCAAUAAUCUUUGUUGUUGUAAAAACUACAAAAACAUUCACCUUCCUAAUGAUACGACAAUUAAAAAUAGUCAUGGAAAUAUGUGUACUUUUAUAAACAUAAUAAUGACAAUAAUGACUGUUGUCAUUCUUAUGUUUACAGGUAAUAACUAUUUCCCAAUAGGUGGUAAAAUUAAUUAUAUAAUAGCAGUUUUUUCUCGGUAAUGUCUACCUGUCAUAAACCAAGAAUACGAUAAAUUGUAAUCGUUAAUCAUCUUUGUUGUUUAAAUUAGUUUUUAAAACCUUUUAAGCUAUAAUGAGACAACUCAGUACAGUUAUAGUUUACACUAUUACAUUUUUGUAUAGAAGGAAACUGCUUAAUUUUGGUUAACUCGGAACUAUUGGUUAAAAAUAAACUAUCCAAUGGAAUUAAAAUUGUAACUAGCAAUCACAUUGUAGUCGAAAUGUGCAACUCAAGUCUUUAAUAAACCAAUGAUGAUGAAGAGUAAGUGUUAAUGAAGUUAGCAAAACAGUAUUGCAAAAUCAAUUAAAUUCAAAGAUGUAUGAUUACAUUGGCACAAAUUAAAAUUUCGAAACUCACUGAUGUUUUCAUUUCUUUAAGUACAUAAAUGUAUCAUAGAUACAAAUUAUUCAGUUUGAAUAAAAUUAGUCGCAUCAAUUUUUUUGACCAAAUGUAAACCAAAAAACUGAACCAUCGAACCUACAUGUUCAUGUAGUUAAAUGUGAGUGCUGCCUAUUGUUUUCUAACAACCAACUGAAAAAUAUUUCACAUCUGGUCACUUUAAAGUGUAAGUUGGCUAGUUGACGCGUUCUUGUGACGUGGAAAAAAUUCGAAAAAAAAGUCGAUGUCUGAUCUAUAAUGAUUAUUAAAAUCUUAUACCUUAUCGACGACAAACGUUUCACUUUAACAAAGUUUUCAUCCACAGUAAAUCAUAUGGUAAAUGAAAAUACAUUAACUACUAUACGCUUAUAUUCUUUUCACAGCUAAAUUGUUUGUUAUCUUAAAUUAGGAUGAAUAUUUUUUUCAUCAUAAUAUAAAUAUUUUUGACUAAGUAAGUAGAAAGAAAGUAACGGUAUAACAUGAAUUUAUUUGUUUCGAGAGUUCACUACAGCUGCUUACAAACUAGAAAUAUUUAAUUAUUUGGAAAGUAAUACAAUAUGAGAAAAACUAGAUUAAAAUUAGCUUUGCGAUGUAAAUGUUGAUUAAUAGAAGACAAUAAUUAUGAAAAAAAUUAAAAGGUUUGUAAAAACAAUUGUCUGUUUCUAGGUUGAAUACUUUCGCUACUGUUUAAUAAUAUUAAAUCUGUUAAUAAUAGACUGAUAUAAUGGAUAGUGUCUUAAUUGAUUAGAAUCUAAGUGAUCUAUGGAAUUGAUUUGCUCUCAUCAGUUAUGACAUGUACUUACAUUUUAGGAAGUAGUAACUAUGAGAUGUAUUCAAUUAGUUAUAUUUUCUGUUUAUAGCCGUUUCACUCUAUGAUGAUGCUGCUGCUUCACGUUCAUAAAGUGAUUUUUUAAUCAAAUGAUGUUAAGUCAGUUCACCUUUUGCCAAUCUAACUGUUAGGUUGUGUAAAUCUCUUGUAGUAUGUACCAGUUUCUCUGAUAGAGACCUUUCACGAUUAAAGAUCAAUACCAAAUACUGAAUAGUGAUCACCGAUUUUCAAGCGUGUCGCUUAUGCGAUCUAUGAAGAAUGUAACUUACAAAUUCUAACCAUUAUCAAUAUAAUCUAAAAGCCUUUUUUAAGAAGUAAACUGAUUCCACGUCAUCAAUUAGUUUGUAUUUUAUCAGUGAAAUUUUAAUUAGGAUCGGUUGUUUUUAUCAAAAUUUUAUUUAGUUGAUGAUACAAAAUGAAAUCAGAAAAGUUAGAGAAAUAUAAAGCGUCUUUUUGUCCAAAGAAAAGUGUGUCUUACCAUUUACUCUUAUGUUAAUAUUUUAUAUUCAGUAAAUUGAUAAACAGUUAAAACUUGUUUAACUAAGGAAUCAGUAUCAAUUGAAGAAUAGUUAAGUAACCAAAACAAUUGGAAUCAGUUUUUUGACUUAGUUCUUGUCUUCUCAGAUGUAGACAUAAUCAUUAGUUACUGAAAUUAAUGAUAUUAAAUGACAGAUGAGGAUUUUAACACUCAUUCAUGUUAACAGAUACAUAUUGUAUACUGAAAUUUAGCAUAUUAAAAACUUUUAAUUUAUCCUUAAUUCGUUUUGUAUUGUUUGUUUAGAUCUUUCCGUUGACGUUUAGGACUGCAAUUGAUCAGUCUCUUAUUGGAAUAUGUGCACUCUGUGCGGCUUGUUUAAGUCAUAUAUAUUAUAUGGAGAGAUAGAUGACGGCUAGCAGUGGAAUCCAAGACGCGCGUUUCGUCCUAUUCCGAACUCAUCAGCUAGGUGUACCUUCGUUCCAGGGUUGAUGUUCACUCUGGGACUCGAAAUCCUUAGUUUAUUUGCAUUUAAUGAUUGGUAUGCUAAAAUGUAAAUGAAUGUUGAUGAUUAUAUUGUACAAAUUAGUUCAUUGCACGCUACUACAUUUUGUUAUGAACGUGCAUGAUGUUAUAUCUACUGAAUUCAUUUUCAAAAAUGUAUGCUUUCAUAAUAAAACUAACAUUUUAGUACUGUACGCUUUCAAAUUUGUUUGUUUUCCUCAACUUUAUUUGUAUUCUGCUUUACACAUUCAACUAAUUAAGAAGUUAAUAAAAUUUAAAUGAUAAGCUAAUAUCAGUGCUGAAUGCUUGUUAAUAAAUUAUGUAUAUCAUUUAUAUUGGCUUGAAAGUUUUAUUGUGAAGAAUGAAAGAAACUUAUCAUUAG
Schistosoma curassoni is the source of this 12533-nucleotide messenger RNA. NCBI's taxonomy places the organism in Eukaryota, Metazoa, Platyhelminthes, Trematoda, Strigeidida, Schistosomatidae. The record is from the annotation of a GenBank genome assembly.